UUUCAUGUGGCACAGACAAAUACAUGUACAAUUUAUAAAUCUCUGAAAACAAGCUAACUACUCUUUUAUUUACAUAGGAUGUGACUGUGGAUUGCUGUCAAAAUGAGUGAAACGCCUUCAACUAGUUACUCUGUGAAUCACCCAAACUCCUCCGAGAGUGAACAGAGUUUAUCCACGCGCCACUUCAAUGUUACUGAACCUGUCGUGGCAAAACGGAUCUGUUUCUAUAAAAGUGGAGAUCCUCAGUUUAAUGGGAUCAAAAUGGUCAUUAACAACCGGUCUUAUAAAACAUUUGACGCCUUGCUGGAUAGUUUGUCCAAACGGGUCCCGUUACCUUUUGGAGUAAGGAAUAUUAGUACACCAAAAGGGAGACACAGCAUCACCAAUCUGGAGGAUCUUGAAGAUGGAAAAUCUUAUAUUUGCUCCCAUCAGAGGAAAAUGAAGCCCAUCAACCUGGAACGGGCUAGCAGAAAGCCGCUGCCCUGGCAGAUCAGCAGACCUGUUAGCGCUCGCCGUCGAGCUGUGCAAUUAGCAAGGGAGAAUGAAGAUGGAUUUGGCCAUCGAGAAAGCAAAAUAACAACUCCCAAAAAGAUGCUUGUUUUCAAAAACGGAGAUGUAAGACUUCGACGCACCGUAGUUCUGGGAAAGAAAAACACACAAACCUUUGAGGCCUUUCUGGAUUAUAUGAGUGAGUUAAUGCAAUAUCCGGUCGUGAAACUAUAUACCACUGAUGGCAGAAAGGUUCCUAGUCUUCAGGCCCUGAUAUUGUGCUCUGGAGCUGUAGUCGCAGCGGGGAGAGAGCCUUUUAAACCAAGCAAUUAUAAUUCUCUUGGGUAUUCACAGCCUGCUAAAUUGCUUGGAAUUGCAAAUCGUGUGUACCCAAAAGCACAUGCCAAGUCAGAAAGUGAAAAUACGAGAGCUGAAAUGGGCUCUAGCUCAAGAUCUCAGAUAUUCUCAGUUUCUUCUGAUAAAGGGUCCAGCAAUGAUAACAACUCAAAUGAUAACAACUCAAAUGAUAACAACUCAGAUUCUUCCUAUGUUCUUGAGGGUCAUAAUGGUAUAGGAGGAAAUCAGAUAGUUACUGGGGAAGACUUAUCUGUGGCACAGUAUGAAGAUGACAUUGAGAAAUCUGUUCAUCUUAAUCAAGAUGGCAGUAUCACAGUGGAAAUGAAAGUUCGGUUCAAAAUUAAAGAGGAAGAAACCAUUAAAUGGACAACCACUGUAAGUCGUGCUGGCCUUUCUGAUGACAAAAAUACCACCAUCUGCAAUUCUGCAAUGUGUGCAGAGGACUGCUUAUCAGAUGUAAAUGUAUCAGAACAUAUAAAACCAAAAGAUGCUCCAUUUUUGGAGAGCUACAAUAAAGAAGACGGAGACUCAUUACAGCAAUUCAAUGCAGAAGUGUCAGACAAAGAAUCAGAGCCUGAUUUAAAAAAUUCUGGUUGUAAUACCUAUAAGAAGAACAAUUCUGCAGGUCUAGAUGGAAGCGAUGUACCUGAGGAUAAUACCAGGCCUCGCUUUUAUAGGCCUCCCACCCCUGGGCCAAGGCGUGUUAGACAAAAGAAAGCAGUAGUUGAAAGUGUCACCUUGGUAUCUGAGAAGGAGGUUCAGGAGAAGACAAUAGGACAGUUUUCCUACAGUGAGGAAAUACAGAAUGGAGAAAAUAAGUCUGAGUAUUGCAUGGUAGCUCAUUCGAGAAGAAAAAAAUCAAGUGUCAGUAAUCCAAAGUUUAAUGAUAUAAAUGACAAUGAUUUAGAGAAUAUAAAAGAAGAAAUGCUUUUUAAAGUAAGCCACAAAAGUCAUGAUUUAAUAGAAACCACAAAUAGGAAGACAUUAGAAGUGCCCGAUGAGGAUGAAUUGGUACAGAAUAUAUUAGAGAAAUCAGUUGUGGAACAAGAUUCAGUGCAUUCAACCCGUCCUGGACAUAACCAGAUGAAGAUGAUGGUAACUCCACGUCCUAAAGCUCCCAUCGAGAAAAUAAAUAAAAAAAAUGUAUUCUUUCCCGUUACUGAAAGUGAGAAUCAAAUCAGUGUCAGGACUGAACCUGUGAUGCCAACACAUGUCAUUGAUGACAGCCAAUCUGCAUUUUCCCUCACCAAAAAGAAGAAGAAGAGAAAAUCGUCUAACUUUCUAGAGCAAGGUACAUAUGAAAAUCAAAAAGAUAAAGACAUUUCAGGGAUAAUUAAAAGUGAGGGAAUGCAUAUCACAAGUAAAACCACACAGGAUUCCACAACACAGGCUAUAGAUAAUUAUUCUGAAAUACCUCAGAAAGAAGGAACGGAUUUUUUUGUAAAAAGCAAUGAUGAGUCUGUCAAUUCAGACAAAAGCAUAUGGCCUGAAGAUGAGUCCUACCACCAGGAUUCAGUGGAACAAAAUGGAUUAUCAUCUAAUAAAAAACCAAGAAGUAAUAACAACAAGUUGGCCAAGGAAGGGAAUGUAGAGAAUAGCAAUGUCUGUGAUUUUCCUAAAGAAAAUACUGAUGCUUUUAUAGAUAAAGAAACAAGAUUUGUCACAAAUAAAGUACAUGUGACCGGCAAAAACCAUCUGGUUGAACAUAAUCUAACCAAGAAAACAUUAAAGCCUAUUGGUGAAUUGGGAACUUUAACAGAAUCAGCCAAAGAUUCAGGUGAAAAACAGACUGACUCUUUGAUUCAUGCUAAUACAACUAUAGUAGAAGAAACCAAGUAUUCCGUAAAGUCGGAAUUUCAUCAUGAUGGUAAGCUACACUUGUUUCAUGAAACACAUGACAAUGAUAAAAAGUUGUCAGAAGUUAAUAUUCAAGAUAGCAAACUAUAUAAAAGAAAAUCUGAAGUUGCUGUUCAAGUCGAUUGCACAAUUGUCAAUGAGAAAAUGGGAACUGAUGUUCAGAAUAAUUGCAUGUCUAGCAUGUUGCUGCAUGAACUACAAUCAACUUUGCUUGGUCUCCAGAAAGAACACAGUGGUUGCAUAGGCAAAGCUUGCAGCCUUUCAGACCUUUCUCCUUCAGCUUUUGGUUCUUCUUCGAAUGUCCUCCUAGCUUGGCUACUUGUACUGAAUCUGAGAGAGAGUUUGAUUGGAACAAUCAAAGAUGAUAUGCAAAAAACUACCUGCAGCUGUUCUGAAAUAUUUACACAGUUACAAUUUCUGAAACAAACUACAGUCAUAGAAAAAGUUGAUGAACUGAAAGCUGCCUUCUCACAUUUUCAACAAGCGACAGAAAAUAACUUAUUGCAUAUUGGGAAGGAACUCAAAAAGCAGGACUACACAUGUUGCCAUGAGAAUAUGCCCACAGCUGAAACUCAUGAUGGUAUACAUUUGCAUGAAAAUGAAAAGUCAGUUGAGCUUUGUAUUCCAAAGGGCAGUGUAAAUUCUGAAGAAGCUCUAAAAUUGACCGGUGAAUUAAAAAGCUGUUUUGAUAUGCAGAAAGAUCUUUAUAGAGCAACAGAGACUUUAGACUUGAGUGCUCCCAAAACACAGCCAGAUUGUCAAUAUGCCAAUACUAAUUCAAAUACCUGUAGCCUUGCAUCAGGUAUAGAGCCACCUGAAAGAAAUGAAGAAAUGCCUGACAGCCUAUAUGAAAAAACUCAAGAUAAAAACAGUGAUACUUCAUUCACUAAUGAAGAGUCAGAAACUUCAGUAGAACCUAACUCGACAGUUCAUAGUGUAACUUCUAAUGAUAAAAAUGGCAUUUUAGAUCAGGAUACUUCAGAGUUAGAAGGUGAAAAAGAUAUACGUGUAACUUCUAAUGAUAAAAAUGGUAUUUUAGAUCAGGAUACUUCAGAGUUAGAAGGUGAAAAAGAUAUUAUACGUGUUACUACUGAUAAAAGUGAAGAUGAGAAGGUUGAUCCAAAGUCAGCAGGUAAUGACAAAAACCCAAAUAACCAACUUAAACUAGCUGCUGAAACGUCUGUAGAAUAUAAUAAUGAGGAUUAUUCUGCACAGAGAGACAAGGAAGAAGGAGAAACUUGUGAUGAAACCUCUGAGAGGUUAUCUACAGUCUCUCCAUUAUCAUUUUGUUAUGAAUCAAAGCAAGUAACAGAAUGUGAUAUGAGUGAAGGAGAACAGAAGUUGCAAGUAGAAGAACUGGAGAAUAAAAUGUGUUCAGACACUUCUCAAUUGAAAAAAUGCUUAAAAAGUCCUGCUACAUCAGACUGGUCAGAUUACAGACCAGAUACUGCGGAGAGCGAUUACAACUGUAGAGCAUCCAGUGAUUUGACCAAUGAAAGUGGGGAGGAAGCAGUACUUGAAAAACAUUACAAUACUGGCUAUGUAAAAAGAACUAUUGAAAGACUUUAUGGGAAGACAGAAGCUUCAUUUAAGCCUGACUUUCACAAAGGAUUUCCUUAUAUGUCAAAAGUGUUUCAAAAGGAUACGGAAGAAUUCCACUCUGCAGAAGUGGAAAAAAACAUUUAUUUUUCUCAAGAACCUAGGUCUUGUUCUGCAGAGAAAUUGUCACGUUCUUCAUUACCAUCACAAGAAUUCCAAGUAAAUGUAAACCAAGAUGAUGCUAUAUCAAGAAGAGAAAAUACUUCUUUACCAACACCACAACCUACCCUUAACAGCGAAAAGAAAAGCUAUACUAAUGACCGUUCAGAGGACUCUCCAAAGCAACAUUGUCAACCUAGCGUACGAGCUAAUGAAGAUGAAGGAAUAUUGAUAGAUAAAGGCAAAUGGCUUCUCAAAGAAAAUCAUUUGAUAAGAAGAUCUCCACCUGAACGGAUUGGAAUGUAUGGUAAUUUGGAUACAACAUCAACAGACACAGUCCUUGAUACUAAUAGUGAUGAUGUUCCAUACUCCCACUUCGGCAAUCUGAAUCAGUACCCAGUCCUUGAUGAAAUCUCUUCUUCAGAACUUGAAGACAUGGCUAAACCCUCUGAAAAUUUUUGCAACUACUUCAAUAUACCUCAUAGUAGUGAUUCAGACCCCUUUCAGGAUGACUUAAGCACAAAAAGCAAACCUAGCCGCAAUGGUAAGAUCACUUCCCUUCCUGCAGCAAAGAAAGAAAAGAUCAAACCAUCAGUCAUGGUAGGUUCUACUUCUGCACAUCUUUCCACACAGGCUGAUACCAAUUUUCCAGCCUUUACAUCUGUGGAAUUUAGAUUGCCGGAUAACAAAGUGCAUCCAUUGGAACAGCCUUUAAAUGAUGAACCCAUACAGUCUCAGCCAACUGAUGUUAGUAAUGCCAACAGAAGUGCUCUUCAGGAAGAAGAUUCUCUGGACAAACUCCAUGCUAUAUGUGGCCAACAUUGUCCAAUACUGAUGGUGACAGUAACACCAAUUAAUGAGGAACAGCGAGGAUAUGCCUACCAAAAGGCAUCUGAUAUUGAGAACCAGCUGGGUCUACAUUUGUUGACCAAAAAGAGUGAACAUUUGCAAUGGUCAGACGAAGAUUUAAUAACAGACAACAAUAAUAAUGUGACUCUGAAGAAUAACUGUAUCAAUAAGAUUGCCAAUAGUAUUUUUAAUAGGUUUUAUGCUAAUAACACCUUAGAUUUUAUUAGUAACUUUGGGACACUUGCAUCUUCAACUCUGAAAGACAGAAGCAGUUUAGGGAAGUUACGUGUUUUAGAGGAUAUGAAUGUAAAACCCUUGGAAGUCAGCAACUGUCAAAAUAAUGUAUCCAAACACAUACCCAGUGAUCUUGUGAUAGGUCGUGGACCUACAGCAUUUUUCAAACAAAUAAGUAAAUCUCACAACACUACUGUGGAAUUUCAAGGUCUUGAGGGUUGUCCUCAAAGAUGA
Messenger RNA from Charadrius vociferus (killdeer), 5718 nucleotides. RefSeq names its product retinitis pigmentosa 1 (autosomal dominant) (gene RP1). Bases 103 to 5718 code for a protein of 1871 amino acids. Gene Ontology annotation, cellular component: axoneme. The transcript is spliced from 7 exons. The record is from RefSeq and is a predicted model, not a curated record. Lineage: Eukaryota; Metazoa; Chordata; Aves; Charadriiformes; Charadriidae. Gene Ontology annotation, biological process: axoneme assembly; intracellular signal transduction; retina development in camera-type eye.